Molecule: messenger RNA, 1587 nt
Organism: Triticum aestivum (bread wheat)
Lineage: Eukaryota; Viridiplantae; Streptophyta; Magnoliopsida; Poales; Poaceae
Exons: 3
Coding region: 44-1567 (507 amino acids)
Source: RefSeq, a predicted model, not a curated record
AGACCUCAAUGCUGGGGAGGAGGGGUCGCAGGGGAGUGCGGAGAUGGCAAUCGAGGCGUGUCCCGACCGGUACGACGCCGUCGAGGAGGGGGAGGCGUCUCCUGGCCUUGAACCAGAGGAGGGGGAGGCGUCUCCUGACCUUCAACCAGAGGAGGAGGAGGAGGAGGAGGAGGAGGAAGAAGAUGGGAGGCGGGCCAAGCGGGCGCCUUCGGACCUCAAUGCCGGGGAGGAGGGGGAGCAGGGGAGGGCGGAGAUGGCAAUCGAGGCGUCUCCCGACCAAGAGGGGGAGGCGUCCCCUGGCCUUGAACAAGAGGAGGAGGACGCGUCUCCUGGCCUUGAACCAGAGGAGGAGGAAGAGGAAGAGGAAGAGGAGGAGGAGACCAUCCUGGGGGCCUACCCAAGCCAUCGCCAUGGGGAGACGACGGAGAAGGCACCGAGCAGCUGCCGGACGCCGGACCCCGCAGGCGGCGCGGGGGAGGCGGUGAGGUGGAACCUCGCGGCGGCGCGCGCGGACAGGGACGCCUCGCUGCUGGCGGACAUGCUGUACUGGGGCAACAAGAGGAGCCUGCGCGCCCGGCGGCAGUUCCUCCCGGCGCUCCUGUGCGCCGCGGAGCCCCACGCGCUGGUCGUCGGCGCCGUCAGGGACUUCCUGGCCAGGGCCGAGCCCAAGAGCGACAAGAACUGGGAGAACUGCGCCUCGCUCCUCUGCUGCGUCCCCAGCCUCAGGGCCGAGCCGUCGGCAGCCACGCUGGAGCGGGCCAGACGGCUGGCGGAGGACUGGAGGGAGAUGAUCACCGGCAGGCCUGAAAGCUGCAGGGACCUCGGCCGGCUCGCCGUAUGGGGCCUUCUGCAGUUUCUUGCCUCGUACAAAAUUGCCUUGGAGCUGGACGCUGAUGGGAUCAACCAUCUCCUCGCCGACGUCCCGCGCAACAAGAAGCAGAGCUGCAUCGAGCUCCGCAAUGGCCUUGGGCUGAUCCACUCCAUGGCUGACUCGGCCGACCAUCUGAUUGAGAAUGGGCAGCCAGUUGAUGCUAUCAGCCAUCUGAUUGAGAAUGGGAAGCUACUUGAUGCUAUCAAACUGGCGUGUGAUUUGAAUCUGACCGACAAAUAUCCUCCACUUUCCCUCAUGAAUGAUUAUGUUGAGAAGGCUAAGAAGACUGCUCAGGAGAUAUUGAGUAGGGAAGGCGAUUCACCGGACUCUCUGAACCAGGCCAUGGCGAGGCAGGUGAACGCCCUGAUACUGUCGUGGAGGGCGGUGGACGAGCACGUCGAGAUCGCGCACCGCACCGGCAUCAAGGCGGAGAUCACCCAGCUGCUGCACGGAUACGCGCGCAAGCGGCAGAGCUUGUCGGCCGCCGGUUCCUCCUCCUCCCUGCCUGCCUGGAGCCCGCCGCGGCGGCGUCAGGAGCCGCCGCCGGAAGAGGAGGAGGCCGGGCAGAGGCAGAACAAGAAGCGAAAGCGGAAGCCGCACUGGCUGCAGCGGGAGGCGAGGCAGCGCCGGUUCGACGAGCAGCCCAGGUUCUUGCCCCGGUGCGGCGGCGGCGGCGGCGCCCGGACGGGAUCAUAGUAGCCGGAAACGGGGAACGG